AUGAUGUCCGUCGAGCGGGACGUCAGCCUCGUGCUGAUGGCUGUCGCGUGUCUCCUGGUGGAGCACUGCGCGCCGUCGUGCCUCGGGAAGUCUGUGCUGAGAUCCGGUAGUAUAUCGUGCGAGGAGAAGCAGAUUAUCUUGAACGAGCACAAUCGAUUGAGGCAACUAGUGGCGCUGGGACAGAUACACGGUCAGCCCAGCGCGGCGAACAUGAUGGAGAUGAUAUGGGACGAUGAACUCGCCGCUAUAGCGCAAAGAUGGGCGGAUCGUUGCGCCGAAUCGCACGACAGUCUAAGAAACGUCCGCAGAUUUGCAGUAGGACAGAACAUCGCUCGCACGUGGACGACCAGGCCUCCGGGGCUUUACGACGGCGAGCCGAAUUGGCGACGGCAAAUUUCUAGCUGGUUCAACGAGGUGCAGUACUACCACACAGGUUACAGCAAAGCCACUGGGCACUACACGCAGCUGGUGUGGGGCGACACUUUUCUGCUGGGAUGCGGAUACUCAUUCUACUACGACCCGGCUCGCGGAUACACCAAGAAUUAUGUAUGCAACUACGGGCCGAGCGGAAACGUGCUCGGCUAUCAACCUUACAAAUCGGGCCAGCCAGCGUGUGGCAGUUAUGGAAUGUCCUACAGCAACAGAUACGCCGGAUUAUGCUCGCGUGGAAGUUAUUAUCACCUGGGAGCGUUGUGUGUGUACGGCUAGCGCCGUUACACGGCGCGGCUAUUCGCGAAGAACACCGCCGGGUUCGGACGCAGAGAACCCACCCCGG
Dinoponera quadriceps is the source of this 775-nucleotide messenger RNA. RefSeq names its product venom allergen 5-like. The record is from RefSeq and is a predicted model, not a curated record. The transcript is spliced from 7 exons. Gene Ontology annotation, cellular component: extracellular region. NCBI's taxonomy places the organism in Eukaryota, Metazoa, Arthropoda, Insecta, Hymenoptera, Formicidae. The coding region runs from base 1 to 708 and encodes 235 amino acids.